AGCCGCUAUGGCGCUGCGGUGCACUCUGAACAGGUAUCUGCUGCUUAUGGCUCAGGAGCACCUGGAAUUCCGCCUCCCGGAAAUAAAAUCUUUGCUUUCACUUUUUGGAGGUCAGUUCAUCAGCAGUCAAGAAACUUAUGGGAAGUCACCAUUUUGGAUUCUUAGUCUUCCCUCUGAAGAUAUUGCAAGAAACUUAAUGAAACGGACAGUGUGUGCCAAGUCUAUAUUUGAACUAUGGGGUCAUGGAAGAUCUCCUGAGGAGCUGUAUAAUUCUCUUAAAAAUUACCCUGUGGAGAAGAUGGUUCCAUUUCUGCAUUCAGACUCUACGUAUAAAAUAAAGAUUCACACAUUCAAUAAAACRUUGACACAAGAAGAAAAAGUCAAACGAAUAGAUGCACUUGAAUUUCUGCCCUUUGAAGGAAAAGUGAACUUAAAGAAACCACAACAUAUAUUCUCUAUUUUGGAGGAUUAUGGUUUGGACCCUAAUUGCAUCCCUGAGAAUCCAUAUAAUAUUUAUUUUGGUAGAUGGAUUGCAGAUGGACAGAGAGAGCUAAUUGAGUCAUAUAGUGUCAAAAAGAGACACUUCAUUGGAAAUACAAGCAUGGAUGCUGGUUUAUCAUUCAUCAUGGCAAACCAUGGAAAAGUGAAAGAAAAUGAUAUUGUCUUUGAUCCAUUUGUUGGAACAGGUGGCCUCCUGAUAGCAUCUGCUCAUUUUGGUGCAUAUGUAUAUGGGACAGACAUAGACUAUAAUACAGUUCAUGGCUUGGGAAAGGCUAGUCGGAAAAACCAGAAAUGGAGAGGACCAGAUGAAAAUAUCAGAGCCAAUCUUCGUCAGUAUGGUCUAGAGAAGUAUUACCUUGAUGUACUGGUUUCAGAUGCAUCUAAACCUUCCUGGAGGAAGGGCACAUAUUUUGAUGCCAUUAUCACUGACCCUCCAUAUGGUAUCAGAGAAUCUACAAGAAGAACAGGUUCACAGAAAGAAAUACCAAGGGGGAUAGAGAAGUGUCCAGAAAGCCAUGUUCCUGUUUCCUUGAGUUAUCACUUGAGCGAUAUGUUUUUUGACCUGUUGAACUUUGCAGCUGAGACCCUCGUAUUAGGUGGAAGACUAGUCUAUUGGUUACCAGUGUAUACACCAGAGUACACUGAAGAGAUGGUACCCUGGCACCCUUGCCUGAAACUCAUCAGCAACUGUGAGCAGAAGCUUUCUAGUCACACAUCAAGGCGCUUGAUCACAAUGGAAAAGGUGAAGAAAUUUGAGAACCGGGACCAGUAUUCACAUCUGCUAAGUGAUCAUUUUCUGCCAUAUCAAGGUCAUAAUUCCUUCCGUGAGAAAUAUUUCAGUGGAGUAACAAAAAGAAUUAUUAAGGAAGAAAAAUCCAACCAGGAAUGAAAAUUAAGAUUCUGACAAUGAAGAAAGAUUAAAUAUUUGACAGAAAAGACGUCUGGAAGUGAACUUUCGUGUACAAUCCAGAAAACAUGUACUGUUUUAAGGUGGUUAUUAUUAUUUUGUAUAAAAAUGCUUUGAAGCAAAUCAAGCAGUUUAAAAAUUGUCUUUGUAUUUUAGACUAUUCUGUUUUAUGAGGUCUUUUGAACCUUAUUUGACUUGUAUUUGUACUUUCAAGUACUAAUGGAGAUUGACUCAACAGUUAGUUUUUUACAGUUAAUUUACAAAGAAAAUUAAUAUUGUUGAAUUUUUUAAACAUAUUUGCCAGAUAUGUUAUAGGCAAU
Messenger RNA from Urocitellus parryii (Arctic ground squirrel), 1728 nucleotides. RefSeq names its product tRNA methyltransferase 11 (gene Trmt11). Gene Ontology annotation, biological process: methylation. The record is from RefSeq and is a predicted model, not a curated record. Gene Ontology annotation, molecular function: tRNA (guanine(10)-N2)-methyltransferase activity; nucleic acid binding. Gene Ontology annotation, cellular component: cytoplasm. NCBI's taxonomy places the organism in Eukaryota, Metazoa, Chordata, Mammalia, Rodentia, Sciuridae.